AUGUUGUCGGUCAACAUCCCUGCCUACUCAAAACCAUCCGGCUACCAGCUUUCUGAACUCCCGAAGCCGGAAAUUCAGGACCCGAAAGAUGUUCUUGUCAAGGUUCACGCUGCCAGUAUAAAUCCAAUCGACGUGAAAAAGGCCGAUGAUGGCCUGAAGGUGACUCACUCUGAAUGGUUCAGGUUCCCAUAUAAGAUUGGCUAUGAUUGCGCCGGUACAGUCGCUGAGGUUGGAGCAGACGUGACGCGGUUCCAAGUCGGAGACGCAGUCUACGUUAGAUUACCGGAGACGGAUCGAGGCUCGUGGAGUGAGUAUGCCAAAUGUGCAGAGGAAUACAUCGCUCUCAAGCCACCGUCGUUGUCGUUUGAGAGCGCAGCGUCGAUUCCAUUAGCAGGAAUGACGGCUCUUCAGGCGCUGAGAAAAUAUGAUGGCGAUCUUUCUGGGAAGACUGUAUUUGUACCGGCUGGAUUGAGCGGGACCGGUCUAUACGCCUGCCAACUUGCAAAACACGUCUUUAAUGCCGGGAAGGUGAUUACGACCGUCUCGACAUCGAAAGUCGCCAAGGUGGACGAACUCUUAGGAAAGGGAGCCGUCGAUCAGAUAAUUGACUACAAGAAGGUCGACCCAAAGACUGCGAUUGAGCACGGUACUGUUGAUUACUUGUUUGACACAGCAGGUGUCGCCAUGGAAUACCUUUGUUUGAUGCGACCAAAGACCUGUUGGGUCGUGUCUAUUGCAACAUCCCCUUCAGGAAACCAGCUACAGGACUUUCUUGAAGGCCGCAACUCUGUCCCAAUCUAUGUCAAACUCGUCCUGAAUCUACUGGAUAACAUCCGCAAGAUGCGUGCUCGACGCUACGGUGUUAGCUAUACAUACAUGUUCCUGCAUGAGAACGGCAAGGACUUGGACGCGAUGCGAGAAUAUGUUGAAGGGGGUAAAUUGAAAACAGUCGUGGGUACUACAGUGGAUAUGUCCGAUAUUCAGGCCAUGCGAGCCGCCUGUCAUGUUGUGUACAGCAACCAGGGAGGCCUUGGAAAGGCUGUGAUUAAAGUUGCUCAGUCUGGGAAUUGA
This is a messenger RNA of Aspergillus fischeri NRRL 181, 1071 nucleotides long. RefSeq names its product NADP-dependent oxidoreductase. Gene Ontology annotation, cellular component: mitochondrion. The coding region runs from base 1 to 1071 and encodes 356 amino acids. NCBI's taxonomy places the organism in Eukaryota, Fungi, Ascomycota, Eurotiomycetes, Eurotiales, Aspergillaceae. Gene Ontology annotation, molecular function: oxidoreductase activity. The transcript has 5 exons. The record is from RefSeq and is a predicted model, not a curated record.